Messenger RNA from Colletotrichum costaricense, 690 nucleotides. RefSeq names its product mitochondrial ribosomal protein. Gene Ontology annotation, cellular component: mitochondrial large ribosomal subunit. The record is from RefSeq and is a predicted model, not a curated record. Gene Ontology annotation, molecular function: structural constituent of ribosome. Gene Ontology annotation, biological process: mitochondrial translation. NCBI's taxonomy places the organism in Eukaryota, Fungi, Ascomycota, Sordariomycetes, Glomerellales, Glomerellaceae. Bases 1 to 690 code for a protein of 229 amino acids. The transcript has a single exon.
AUGGGCAAGCUCCCAACCCACCUGCCCAGGCCGACAAGCCUCCUCGCCCACCGACCCUCCCUCACAACCUCCUCCUGCUCCGGCGCCACAAUCUCCUCCGCCUCCUCACCGAGAAUAGGUCUCCCAACCCAACAAUCCCGUGCAGCAACCUUCAUUCCCCGCCCCCGCCGCCCUUACACCUUCACCCAGCUCAUCCAGCUCUCCGACGGAAGCACCUACACCGUCCGCACCACCUCCCCGAGCCCCCUCGUCCGCUCCGCAAAGGACUCCCGCAACCACGCCCUCUGGCAACCCUCUGACAAGUCCCUGAAGAACGUGGAAGUCGACGAGGCCGGAAAACUCGCGGCCUUCCGUGAGCGUUUCGGUCGCGGGUUCGAUUUGGCUGCCAAGAAGCCGACGGAGGAGGAGCUCAACGCCGCCGCUGCUGCGGCCGCAACUUCUUCUGCAAAGGGCGCUGGAAAGGACGCUGCUGCCAUAGGAAAGGAGACUGCUGGAAAGGACGCUGCUGCUGCCGCCCCGGCAAAGGAGACCGCGAAGCCUGCCCAGCCGGCUGCUACCCCCGAGGAGGACGACAUCUUCGACAUGGGCGAUUUGAUCAGCGGGUACGCCGCGAUGCAGCCGCAGCAGGCUGUCAAGGAGCCCCCCAAGAAGGUGGCGGCACCGGAGAAGGGCAAGAAGGGAAAGAAAUAA